GGCUCGCCAGUCGCCUCAAAUACUUUACUUCAGCAAGUUGGACUAUUUACCAAUGUGAAUGUUCGGCAGACAGUGUCCAGGUGCACAGCAUUUGAUCUCCCUCCAUACUGAGUUUUAUCGCGCAGCAAGUCCCGUUUUUCGCCAAUAUCGGAAGACUGAUUUUUAUUUUAUUUGAAAUAACAAAUGCUGAUUUUGCUGGAAAUGUAAUCUAUGAAACAAAGGCAGAAGUUGACUUGAUUCCCUUUUCCCUGUCCCGAGAACUAUUGGAAGAGAUGUAUUUCUGAUCAUGGACUAAAGAAGAUGCCUUUGCCCUGUACAUCAAAACACAUGUUUUGCCUGCGCGAUUAGCAUACAGAGAUCCUUGUGGAUUAAUUUAAGGACGAUGGAUAAUUUUUUCACCGAGGGCGCCCGUGUGUGGUUACGCGAGGAAGAUCAGUACCUCCCCAGCACUGUUUCCUCUUGCUCUGGAGGCGUGGUGGUUUUCGCUACUGAAUAUGGACAGGUGUACACCUACAAGCAGAAUGCCCUCACCAGACAGAAAGUACAGCCCAUGCACCCCAGCAGCUCAGGUGGAGUGGAGGACAUGGCCAGCCUGGAAGACCUUCAUGACGGGGCCAUCAUGCACAACCUGUACCUUCGCUACCAGCAGAGGAACAUUUAUACAUACAUCGGCUCCAUCCUGGCUGCGGUGAACCCGUACCAGUCCAUCCCUGACCUAUACGACCGGCCGGCAGUGGAGAGGUACAGCCGACACCACCUGGGCGAGAUUUCCCCGCACAUCUACGCUGUAGCAAACGAGUGUUACCGCUCCCUAUGGAAGAGACUUCAGAACCAGUGUGUGUUAAUCAGUGGAGAGAGUGGAGCGGGUAAGACAGAGAGCACCAAGCUGAUCCUGAGGUUCCUGUCGGCUAUGAGUGAGCACUCCCUGGAGCUCUCCUCAACAGACAGGACGUCACACGUGGAGGAGGACCUCCUGGAGAGCAGCCCAAUCAUGGAAGCCUUCGGCAACGCCAAGACCGUCUACAACAACAACUCUAGCCGGUUUGGGAAGUUUGUUCAACUGCACUUCUGUCAGAAGGGCAACAUCCAAGGCGGUAAAAUCGUGGACUACCUCCUAGAGAAGAAUCGAGUUGUUAGGCAGAAUCCAGGGGAAAGGAACUAUCACAUCUUCUAUGCACUUCUGGCUGGAACCAAUGCAGAACAGAGGGAGGCCUUCAGUUUUUCCCCACCAGAGAAUUACUACUACCUAAAGCAAUCUGGCUGUGUGGCAGACAAGACAAUCAACGACAAAGGCACUUUUCAGGACGUACUGAAUGCAAUGCGGACCAUGCAGUUCACAGAGGAGAAUAUCUGGGAGAUCCUUCGGCUCCUGGCGGGAAUUCUUCAUGCCGGGAAUAUCGAGUUUAUGACGGCCGGAGGAGCUCAGGUCUCUUCCAAAACAGCACUGGGCAGGACAGCAGACCUCCUGGGCCUGAACUCAGAACAUUUGGCCGAGGUGCUGACCCACAAGUCCUUGAUCCUACGGGGUGAGGAGAUCUGCACGCCGCUCACCGUUGAACAGGCGGUGGAUUCCAGGGACUCCAUGGCGAUGGCACUUUAUUCCCAGUGUUUCACCUGGAUUAUCCGGAAACUCAACAACCGUAUCCGAGGGAAAGAGGACUUCAAAUCCAUUGGCAUCCUAGACAUAUUUGGAUUUGAGAAUUUCGAGGUCAACCGCUUUGAGCAGUUCAACAUUAACUAUGCAAACGAGAAACUUCAGGAAUACUUUAACAAGCACAUCUUCUCGCUGGAGCAACUUGAAUACAACAAGGAAGGGCUUGUAUGGGAGGACAUCAACUGGAUGGACAACGGGGAAUGUUUGGAUCUGAUUGAGAAGAAACUGGGUCUCCUUGCACUGAUGAACGAGGAGAGUCAUUUUCCCAAAGCCACUGACGGCACUCUACUGGAGAAGCUCCACAGCCAGCACUCGAAAAACCAAUUUUAUGUGAAACCACGCGUUGCUGUGCACAACUUUGGAGUGAGACACUAUGCAGGCGAGGUGUUGUAUGACGUGAGGGGCAUUCUGGAGAAGAAUCGAGACACUUUCAGGGAUGACAUCCUCAACCUGCUUAGAGAAAGCAGGUUGGACUUUGUGUACGACCUCUUUGAGCACGUCUCGAGCCGUAACAAGCAGGACACCCUCAAAUGCAGCUCCAAGCACAGGAGACCCACUGUCAGUUCCCAGUUUAAGAAUUCCUUGCACUCACUGAUGGCCAACCUCAGUACUUCGAACCCCUUUUUUGUGCGAUGCAUCAAGCCGAACACUCACAAGAUGCCUGAGCAGUUUGACCAGACGGUGGUGCUGAACCAGCUCAGAUACUCAGGGAUGCUGGAGACAGUAAAGAUCCGCCGUACAGGCUUCCCCAUCAGGAGGCCUUUCCAAGACUUCUGUACCAGGUACAAGGUGUUAAUGAGGACUGUGUCUCCACCAGAAGACCCAAGGGGACGGUGCGUACAGUUACUCCACCUCUACGACAGCACCAGUGCAGAAUGGGAGCUGGGGAAGACCAAGGUGUUUCUACGGGAGUCUCUGGAGCACAGGCUGGAGAAGCAGCGAGAGUUGGAGGUGCUAAAAGCAGCCAUGGUCAUUCAGGCUCACGUCAUGGGCUACAUGGCCAGGAAGCAGUACAGGAAGCUGCUGCAGUGCAUUGUGGUCAUUCAGAAGAACUACAGGGCGUUUUAUUGGAGGCGGAAGUUCUUGCUCCUGCGCUGGGCCGCUCUCACCUUCCAGAAAUGCCUGAGGGGCCAGUUGGGACGAAAGGUCUACUGCCAGCUCCUGGAUGAGAGGAAGAUGAUGGAGGAGGAUAAGAGGAGGAGGAGGGUGGAAGAGCUGGAUAGGGAAAAGAAGAGGCUUGAGGCUGAAUGGCUAGCACAAUAUGCAGAGAAAGCCAGAAAGGUUGAGGACCUCCAUCAGGCCCAAGAGCUAUACCUUCUGACUCAGACACAAACACGGACACAGAAAAAUACACAGACACAACAAGCAACAUUGCCAGCAACCCAGGCAGUGCAGCAACAGAUGAAUGAAAUGGAGUCUUGCAAAAUGUUCGAAGAGAUCUCUACUGAGGAGUUUUCAGAAGAGGCGGUGCGGACCCAGGACGCAUCCCAGGACGCCUCGCAGGUGGAGGAGAUCCUACGUCUGGAGCGGGAGAUCCAAGAGCUUCAGCGGCAGAAGGAGCAGCAGGAGCUGUCCCUGACCGAGGCCUCCCUCCACCGACUGCAGACCCUCCGUGACCAGGAGCUGCAGCGCCUGGAGGACGAGGCGUGCAAGGCCGCCCAGCAGUUCUUGGAGUCGCUCAACUUCGACGAGAUUGAUGAGUGCGUGCGCAAUAUCGAGUGCUCGCUGGGCGUGGAGGAGGAGGAGAAGAUAGGCGGAGAGAGGGAGGAGGGUGAGGAGGAGGAGGAGGUGGACGAAGGCUUUGGCGCUGAUGAUGAGGGAUACAAGGACUCACCCAACCCAAGUGAGCAUGGCCACUCAGAUGGCCAGCGCACCAGUGGCAUCCGCACCAGCGACGACUCAUCAGAGGAGGACCCGUACGCUAAUGACGGAAUGCAGAUCCCACUCCUGCCACCAAAUACACUACUCCACCAGCCGCUGCCCCUGCUGCCGCUGUUUCAAGCCUGCCACAGCGCCUCCUCUGGCGGGGACUCGGUCUACUGCCACCCCCAGGUUUCAGAGGCUCAGUCCGAUGAUCUGGUCGAGCUCAUUCCUCCGGAUGAAGACUCGGACUAUGACCAGGACGACUAUGACGAGGGGGCCAUAGUGUCCAGUGGCAGCAUGGCGUUCUCACAACCCUGCAGAGGGCAGUGGUCACCUGACUACCACGGCUCUGUGGGCACCUACAACAGUUCAGGAACCUAUCGCUUCAGCUCGGAGGGGGCCCAAUCAUCGUUUGAGGACAGCGAGGACGAUUUCAACAGGUUCGACAUAGACGAUGAGCUGUCCUACCGACGAGACUCGGUCUAUAGUUGUGUCACACUGCCAUACUUUCACAGCUUCCUCCACAUCAAAGGUGGCCUGAUGAACACGUGGAAGCGGCGUUGGUGUGUGCUGAAGGACGAGACCUUCCUGUGGUUCCGCGCUAAGCAGGAGGCCCUGAAGCAGGGCUGGCUUCACAAAAAGGGUGGCGGUUCCUCAACGCUGUCACGCCGCAACUGGAAGCGCCGCUGGUUCGUCCUGCGCCAGAGCAAGCUCAUGUACUUCGAGAAAGACGGCGAGGACAAGAUGAAGGGCAUGCUUGACAUGCAUGCAGCCAAAGAGAUUGUGGACAACACAGGCAAGGAGAACGGAAUCGACAUCAUCAUGCCAGAACGCACCUACCACCUUAUUGCUGAGACCGCUGAGGAUGCAAGUCAGUGGUUCAGUGUGCUCAGCCAGGUGCACACCUCCACAGAGCAAGAGAUCAGGGAGAUGCACGACGAACAAGCCAACCCCCAGAAUGCAGUGGGAACCCUCGAUGUUGGCUUGAUCGAUUCAGUCUGUGCGUCAGACAACCCUGAACGGACCAACUCCUUUGUGAUGAUCACAGCUAACAGGGUGUUACACUGCAAUGCCGACACUCCUGAAGAGAUGCACCACUGGAUAACAUUGCUGCAACGUUCCAAAGGAGACACGCGUGUGGAGGGACAGGAGUUCAUCAUCAGAGGCUGGCUCCACAAGGAGAUGAAGAACAGCAGCAGAGCCUCUCUGAAGCUGAAGAAGCGCUGGUUCCUGCUUACCCACAACUCCCUGGACUACUAUAAAAGCUCGGAGCGCAACACCCUCAAGCUGGGCACCCUGGUGCUCAAUAGCCUGUGCUCAGUGGUGCAGCCUGACGAGAAGGUCUUCAAGGAGACAGGUUACUGGAACGUCACAGUUUACGGCCGGAAGCACUCGUACCGUCUCUACACCAAGCUCCUGAACGAGUCCACGCGCUGGGCCAGCGCCAUGCAGAACGUCAUCGACACCAAGGCCCCCAUCAACACCCCCACCCAGAAGCUCAUCCAGGACAUCAAGGAGAACUGUCUGAACUCCGAGGUGGUGGAGCAAAUCUAUAAGAGGAACCCCAUCCUGCGCUACAGCCACCACCCGCUCCACUCGCCACUGCUGCCCCUGCCCUACGGAGACAUCCACAUCAGCUCCCUGAGGAACAAGGGCUACACGACGCUCCAGGACGAGGCGCUCAAGAUGUUCAACUCGCUGCAGCACCUGGAGGGUGUUACCGACCCCGUGACCAUCAUCCAGGGUGUGCUGCAGACGGGCCAGGAGCUGAGGCCCCUGAGGGAUGAGCUCUACUGCCAGCUGGUCAAACAGACCACUCGCCCCCCACAGCCCUGCAGCCCUGGGAACCUGUGCAGCUGGAGGAUCCUGGCAUGCAUGUGCUGCACGUUCAUGCCAUCUCGCGGAAUCCUCAAGUACCUCAAGUUCCACUUCAAGAGGGCUCGGGAGCUCUUCCCGGGCAUGGAGAUAGAACGCUACGCCUCAUUCGGCCUGGAUUCCCUGAGGAAGACGCGUGGCCGGGAGUACGUACCCUCCCAGGAGGAGAUCCGGGCCGUGGUGGCGCGCCAGGAUAUGACCACCACAGUGCACUGCCAUGGCGGAGGCUCCUGCAAAAUCACCAUCAACUCUCACACCACCGCCGGAGAGGUGGUGGAGAAGCUAAUACGGGGCUUGGCCAUGGAGGACAGCAGGAACAUGUUCGCCCUGUUUGAGCACAAUGACACCACUGACAAAGCCAUUGAGAGCCGCACAGUGGUGGCUGACGUCCUUGCCAAGUUUGAAAAGCUCUCUGCAAGUCAAGAUGAGACCAAGACAGGCUGGAAGUUCUAUUUUAAGCUUUACUGCUUCUUAGACACAGAUAAUGUACCCAGGGACUGUGUUGAGUUUGCCUUCAUGUUUGAGCAGGCCCAUGAGGCGGUGAUCAGAGGCCAUUACCCAGCCCCGGAGGAGACCCUCCAGUUCCUGGCUGCCCUAAGACUACAAUACCUCCUCGGAGACUACAACCCCCAAGCUACCGUGCCCGAAAUGUCUCAGGUGUUCCCUAUGACUCGGUUGCGUGCCCGCAUCCAAAAUUCCGCCAAGACUUUCUCCCCGGCCACUGGUUUGGGCAUGGGGUCAGUGGUGGACCGUUCAGAUGGAACCUUGGAGAAGAAGCGCUCCAGCUUCUUGGAGGGAACGCUAAGGCGUAGUUUCAGGAGCGGCUCAAUGAGCCGCCAGAAGUUGGAGGAGGAGAACACGCUCGAGGCCUGGAUGAGGGAGGAGAUAGCGGCAGCACGAGCCAGCCUGGUGGACAAGUGGAAGAAGCUGCAGGGGAUGAACCAGGAGCUGGCCAUGGUGAAGUACAUGGCCCUGGUCAAAGAGUGGCCCGGCUACGGAUCCACGCUCUUCGAAGUGGAGUCCUGUGACGGGGCCUUUCCAGUGGAGCUGUGGCUGGGGGUGAGCAGGGAGGCCAUCUCGGUGUAUAAGCGUGGCGAACCCUGGCCCCUGGAGGUCUUCCCCUAUGAGCUCAUCCUUUCGUUUGGGGCCCCACUGCCAAAUGCCUACAAAAUAGCCGUGGAGGGCCGCGAACUGCUCUUCGAGACCAGUCUGGUUAUGGACAUUGCCAAGCUGAUGAAAGCAUACAUUAGCAUGAUCGUUAAAAAGCGCUACAGCAACUCUGCAUCCAUCAGCAGCUACGGUAGCCAGUGUAGCACCUGGUGAGGUGUCGUCCAAGACCCUUCACCUUUCAUCACUUAGCAGAGGGCUGGGGGAGGUUGAGUCCUGCGACAGCCUUGUCAGGACACCUUUCCCUCAGUGUUUUGGAGAAACGUGAUUUUGAACACUCUGGGCCAGACUGACUUUCUUAUGGCUCUUAUUGCUAACCAGCUAGCUUUGUCUUUCUUAUGCUAACGUGCUACCAUUACAAGGGCUUUUGUUACAGGGUGAGACUAGUGUUACUGGGGUGGUUCCUAUGAGUGUGCGGAGUUGGGGCAUGGCCAGUCAGAAUCUAUAAGGGUUCAAGCUAGAAGUCGUCCCUAAACACAGAUCUAGGAUCAGAUUACCCAACCCCAAACCCCAAAAAUAAAAAAAUCUGACCCUCUACCAGCGGUUAGGAGAAACUUCUACCAACUCACGAGUACCAUGUUUGGUUCUUCUAAUGGAUGAAACCUCAAUUGGACGCCUACUUCUAAGCUUUGGAAAUUUCGGGCCCUUCCCGAUUGUUAAGGAACCAUCUCUUUUAUUAUCAAGAAAUAGAAAUAUGCAACUCAAUACUCAAAUUAUUUUCAAGUGGCAUUUUUAAUAUAUAUAAUGAUUGUUGAAAGGGGAACAUUGCCAGUGAUUAAAGGGUUAAAAGUGCUUGAAAUAAACCCUUAAAAUAGCAGACUGCUUAGCGGCACCCCAUCCAUGAAAAUUUCCCCCUCGUACAAAUAAAACAUUUGUUCAGCUUUCUGGGUAUACCAAUUUUCUCAACUCAAGUUGUGUCAUCUAACAUGUCCAAGCAGGAAUGCAUGAUAAAUCGAUUUUGAUGUGAAAUAGGCAUACCUAAACCAGUGAGUGAUUGGCAUGAAUUUUGGAUUGACAAUUAGGCUAUUGUUGCUAGAAUAUUACUGUCAAAAUAGGGCUUCAGAAUUGCAGAUUUAUUUUGUUUAAUAGAGAGAAAUUUACUUGUGUACAAAUAGGCUAUCACACUUGGGGAUAAUCACUGAGGGAGGGGAAACUCGAAACCAAAACCCCAAUAGUAGCCUACGGUUUCUUCUUGCAAUUGGAUUUUUAAACGCUCCACAAUUAUUGCAUUCUUCUCUUCCCUUCUCUCCAUCUAGACUACUCGGAGCACACAGGGAGAAACGGGGCAAGGCAAACACUUUCAUGCAGGAAUCAAUAUUGUAUUGUUGGACCAAAUCAGAGUUUUAGCUGCCCCAAAAAUAUAAUGUUUUGAAUGAAGUGACCUGCUAAAAUGUGUAGUUUGCAUGGAUGCGGCCACUUCAAAGUGUGGAAGUGGAAUUUCUACCUCUCCAGUGUGUCUACAAAGGACUGUUUCAGGCCUAGUGCUUAUUUGACUCGUGCUUUUUUAACUCAUUAUAUACCUCACUUUUAAGAGUUGGGGGACAACAGGGCAGUGGGUCAUGAGAUACUGCUGAAGAUUUUACCCACUGCCUGCCAUAGACUAUAAGCGUAGCAGUUUAUACUGUACUGCAUGUUGCAAAUGUAAUAUUACUAUUGUGAGGCCUAAUUGCCAUGGUAAUUAGGAAUGUCCAGUCAAUUAUUAUGGCCCAAAAAUGUACAUCUUAACUUACAUCAAAUGCUUUAUGACAGCAUAAUCUCCCAUAGCGGUGCCAAUCCAAACCCCCCAAAAAUUGAAAAUAUUAAAAAGAGAAAGGGCCCAAUUUUAUCAGAUCCGCUUUAGCCGACAUUUGCAUAUCGGUUGUUUUGGCUAUGUCGGAGCUAGAACCACAUCAAAUCCACAAGCAGCUCUGUGCGGUAGGCUAUUGUGGAAAUUGCCAUUGGAUGGACCGAGUCGCAUUAGUAAUAAUCCUAUGCAGCCUCUACACCUCGAUUAGGCUGAUACAAAUCCUUAUUGUUGCUUGACAGCUCUUAAUGAAGUUACACCUCAGAUACCGCCAAAACACCAGCUAUGUAGGUGUCAGCUGUCGCCUGUUCACACUUGAUCUGAUUGAAUCCUAGCCUGAGAGCUCCUUUGAAUCAGAUCCGCUUUAGCCGACAUCGGUUGUUUUUGCUGUGUCGGAGGUGGCACCGCAUUAGAGCUGUCAAAAAAAAGAAUUGGAUCCCAGCGUUACUCCUGAAGCGUACAUCGCCAUAUGCUGCAGAGUCGCAUGAACAGAAAUCCCAUAUGCAUCUGUGUUUACAAGUUCAAACACUGGAAUGUGAGAUGUAAUCUACACCUCAAAUAGGAUGAUAAAAAUCUUCAUUCGUUUAAUGAUUUUUCAAUUUGAGGGUAAUCAUUUCUAUAUAACCUACACCUUCUCGUUCGGAACUUCUAACAUGAGUGGGGUGGGUGUGGCUUCGUGACAAUGAUCGCAAGAGCAGCUGCUUACCGAUUUAUGGCUCCAAUGCAGUUCCACCUCCAACACCGCCAAAACAUCCACUAUGUGGAUGUCUGCCAUUGCCGGUUAACACUUAAUCUGAUUGAACAUACUGUAGGUUGUAGUUAGUUUAAAGUCCUCGUUUUUAUUUAGAAGACUUUGGACUAGUGAGCUUUGCAGCCCAAAGGACACUUACCUGAUGGGCUAGUAAGGGAAGGGACCUAACUUUCUAACUAGGGACCCAAGAGUUCUUUACGCCUCCUUGCGGACUAGGCGAGAAGUAGAUCAUCUGCGUCUGGGCAUGAUUAUUGCUAUACCCGCUGAGUAGCUGGACCCAUGCUUUUAUAGGCUUUGCCUUGGGAGUGAAAUUACUUCAUAAUGGCACUGACAUGAUGCAAUAGCAACAGUGCCAUUCCAAACACAAAAAUCUGGAAACAAGACAAAGAUUCAGAAAAUUGGCCAAAAAUGCUAGGAGUAGACCCUCCCUUCAGCUUAGAAAGCUUAGUGUAUUAUAAUAUAGAUAGGGCAGCUUGGUCCAAAAUAAUCACGUUUACUUUAAACAUCUGGACGAAAAACACACAGCAGUACAUACUCAAAAGAUCUCCAGCUUGGAAGGUGCUUCAUUAUUUCCCUCUUCCAGCAAAGUUCUCGUAAAGUUCCUGCAAGGUUGCUUUAACAUAAGCGACACCCCACAGCAUUUCACUGGAACUCCGCGGGCGGUAGCUCCACCCAAAGAUGUGCAGGAUUGUUCCUCAGUGCCUUGUUGUAUAUUAUGUACACGUGUUCUUUUUCAAUGGAUUUGGUUUCAAACGUCUAUAAAAUUAUCUCUAACUGAACCACAAAGAAAUAUAUGAGAUAACCAUGUUAUUUUUCUCCCAAAGUCAAUUUCAAAGCUUACAGUGAAAGUAUAACAACGGUAUACAAUACUGGUCUUGGUCGGUGUAUCUUUUUUUUUAAAUUUGUAUUAGCUGUGUUAUGUAUUAAAGGAUGAUUCUAGCAAUAAAUGAAUACCUAUUUA
Molecule: messenger RNA, 10054 nt
Organism: Oncorhynchus tshawytscha (Chinook salmon)
Lineage: Eukaryota; Metazoa; Chordata; Actinopteri; Salmoniformes; Salmonidae
Gene: myo10
Product: myosin X
Exons: 41
Coding region: 383-6715 (2110 amino acids)
Cellular component (GO): cytoskeleton; myosin complex
Molecular function (GO): ATP binding; protein binding; cytoskeletal motor activity
Source: RefSeq, a predicted model, not a curated record